AUGACGACUCCAGAGUGUCCCUCUGUGCCGCCGCCGGGGCCCCCGGAGGGCCCUGGGGCCCCCGAGGGCCCUACGGUGGCUUCCGGAUCUGGAUCUGUGGGGUUGGAUAGCUUGUCGGCCGCUUCAGCACCCGCAGCGGCAGGAGACGCGUCCACGGCAACGACCGCAACAGCCGCAGCAGCUGCUGCCGAAGGAGAAGACACGUCUCCCCUUACGGAGCGCGGAGACUGCACGCAAAGGCGCAACCGUUGGGCAGACGAAAGUGACGAUUUAGACUCCCCGGCGUUCGAUCCGAUGGCCUCGGGGGCAGCACCUCCGCCCUUCAGGCUGGGAGUCUCCGAUGAGAGCCCUAUCCCCGUCGUCAUGGAAGAUCGGGGAGUUCGGGACUUGUUGCUAACAGAGUUAGACGGCCGUACCACAGAGAAAGACAUUGCAGCCCUCUUCCACGGAGUUCGUAGAGUGCGAAUCAAGAGGGGAGACAGCAGCCGGAGAUCGGGCUUGCUUUCAGCUGAGGUGUCUUUCGUCUCGCACGAGGCAGUCUGUGCGGCUCUUGCCAUGAAUGGCCGCCCUAUUCCCAGGCGAGGAGGGGCCUCCCUUGGAGCUCCGCGAGGGGAACGCCAGAGGCCUCCCCAGAUUCUCAAGAUACAGCUGCGUCCCCCCGAUAUCCUGGACGCAUGUUUCUCGAAGUUUCGCACGGGAGGCUUGGGGGGCCCCUCCGGUGCAGCAGCAGGGUCCUCCACAGCGACGUCCUCAGAGGGCCAUCGACGAGGCGCUCCCGCCGCUCCGGGGGGGGGCGGAGGCGGAGGCGGAGGCGGAGGCAGUGGCUCCCCCUUGACAAGAGGCGGUUCGGGGGGAGGGCCUCAGGGGGCCCCCCGAGCUGCGAAUCCGGACAGUAAGUGGCGCAGAAGGGGCAAAAGCCCCGACACGUCUGCUGCGGCUACCACUGCUACCCCGGGCAGCACGAAGGAGCAGCAGCAGCAGGAGGUGUCGAACUUGAGCAGCAAUGGGGCAGUCUCUUCGGCCCCUCUGGUAGCCCCCAAAGACCUCCUGAAAGAGCAGCUGAGACCACAAGGGUUGAAAUUGAAUCCAGCGAUUUUUGGGGAAGCAAAGCCUCGCGAUGAAGCCGCAGUGCUCCAAAGACUGAAGGAGGCCCGCGGGAGUCCCCUCAAACAGGGGGCCUCGGAAGAUACCCCCGACCUCAAAGCCAUGCACCUGCACAACAUGCAUGCGCCUCCACCCCCGCCUCCCCCGCCGCAGCAACAGCCGCAGCCACAGCAGCAACCCCCGCCUCAGCAGCAGCAGCAGCCGCGAUGGAGGGUGGGUUUACAACAACAACAGCAGCAGCAGCAGCAGUAUACUGCGCCUGAGAGGCCCCGAAGGCGACAAGAUGUUCUAGGCGGUGCGAGACCUCGUGAAGAACCGCUGCUUACUACCUCCGCACAGGAGCCUGUAGCUGUUCCCCCCCCCCCGGAGGAUCUUCCCGCCAAGGCCUCUGCAGCAGCAGCGGCGGGGCCCCAUCCCCAUCCGCCGACAUCCGAGGCCUCAACAGCUGGACCGAGGACGGGGGAAGCUUCUUGGGGCCCCUUAAUAGGGCCCACUGCGCCUCAGCAGGACGCCACGACGCCUGCACGCCGGGGCUGGCGGGUUGCGCCCGAAGGAGGCAGUAGCGGGAGCACUGCGGAUGCAGUGGGGGACACGUCGAAGGGCAGCACUGCUGCUCGCAGCAGCGUAGGAGGGGGCCCCCACCCCCAGCAGCAGCAGCAGCAGCAGCAGCAGCAGCAGCAGCAGCAGCAGCAGCAGCAGCAGCGAAAGCGGGGCUCUAUUAGAGUGCGGGGUGUCUGUGCAGUGACAGCCCCUUCCGAAGUCGCAGGCGAGCAGGGCGAGCAGCAGCACGAAGAGAACGCAUGCGUUGCUCCUCCGGCUGCACCGCGAACGGGGCCUUUGGCGUCUCAGCUCUUCCCCGAUGACUCUGUCAAGCAGCUAGAGCAACAUGAGCAGCAGCAAGUGAAGAAGUCGAGGGGCCGACAGGCCUGGCAGACAAAGGCGGAGGGUGUUUCGCAGCCUCCGAGCGCGCAAGACGCGGAAACGAAGCCGCCUCUUGAGGAGGGCCCACUACUUCACUCGGGGCGAGGGGCCCCUGGGGAAGCGCAGGCUCCGCAUCCUCCAAUUAGCGGCUCGCUUGUCGCCCUGUUGCUGCUGCGGUUGGACGCCUCAGGAGGAGUCCCUUGCCGGGAGCGAGGCUCACGCUGGCAGCGAGGCUUCCCCCCACGGGAAAAACGGGAAGACGAGCACGACAAAUGUAGUCAACGACAAUGGAGGUUGUCUGGUGUCAGCUGCUUGGCAGGUGGUCGUGCUGUCGCUUAUGAUGCGAGCACUGACUGUUUUGCACGAGCGGUUGUCGGUUUUACAUCGAUCGCCGUGGAGGUAGCAGCGCAGCUGUCACUUGUCAUAUUUGAUGCAGGGGCAGAUCAUGUCAACAACCAGGGCAGCGGCAGUGCGGGGGGUGCAAAGAGGCGUGUGAACUCGGGGCCGCUCGAAGAGCGACAAAGAACCUCUUGGUCAUCGGCGAGCCGCGAAUCAACAGGAGCGUCCGCCGCUGCUGCUGCCUCGGGAGAUGCUGCAGCUUCACAGGCGCAGCAGCAGCAGCAGCAGCAGCAGCGGCAACAGCAACAACAGGGAGGAGGCAAACAGCAGCCUGCUCACUCAGCGGCUUCCCCUUCAGUAAAAACAGGGAACAGGUUCUCUGUGUUUGGCGAUCUCUCGGGGGAGUCUGACUGA
Molecule: messenger RNA, 2778 nt
Organism: Cyclospora cayetanensis
Lineage: Eukaryota; Apicomplexa; Conoidasida; Eucoccidiorida; Eimeriidae
Product: AF4/FMR2 family member 4
Exons: 9
Coding region: 1-2778 (925 amino acids)
Molecular function (GO): nucleic acid binding
Source: RefSeq, a predicted model, not a curated record